This is a messenger RNA of Emiliania huxleyi CCMP1516, 1519 nucleotides long. RefSeq names its product glutathione dehydrogenase (gene GDA4). Gene Ontology annotation, cellular component: cytoplasm. Bases 1 to 1290 code for a protein of 429 amino acids. The transcript is spliced from 5 exons. The record is from RefSeq and is a predicted model, not a curated record. NCBI's taxonomy places the organism in Eukaryota, Haptophyta, Isochrysidales, Noelaerhabdaceae.
AUGCUGGGAGAGGAGCGGGCGCUGCAGGCAAAGGGGCUCGGCCCGCCUCACACCGACGCCCGCUUGCGACUCUUCGGAGCCAAGUCGGAGAGCGAGGUGCGCGUGACGCUGUUCCGCGACACUGCCGCGUGGUGCCCGUACUGCCAGAAGGUGUGGCUGCUGCUGGAGGAGAAGCGGAUCCCUUACAGGCUCGACAAGAUCAACAUGCGGAGCUACGGCGACAAGCCGCGCUGGUUCCUCGACAAGGUGCCCAACGGCCUCCUGCCGGCGAUCGAGAUCGACGGCAACUUCAUGACGGACAGCCUGCCGAUCAUGCAGGCGCUGGACCAGACAUUCAGCGGUGAAGGGACGCCGAGGAUGGUCCCGCCGCCCGGCCCCGAGCGCGACCGCGCCUCGAAGCUUCUCGGCCUCGAACGCGAGCUGUUUGGCGCGUGGUGCAGCCUCACCUUCCAGCCGGGCAAGGGCCUGAUGGACCGCAACGAGCGCGCCUUCAUGGCGACGCUCCGGCGCGUCGACGAAGCGCUCGGCGAGUCGACCGGCCCAUGGUUCCUCGACUCUGCCGACCACCCCACGCUGGUUGACCUGCAGUACGUGUCGCAUGUCGAGCGGAUGCUCGCGUCGGCCCUCUACUGGAAGGGGAUCCAAAUACGCGGCAGCGGCCGCUUCUCGAACCUCGAGGCGUGGCUCGCCGCCUUUGAGGAGCGGCCCGCUUACCUAGCGACCAAGAGCGACUACUACACGCACGUGAUGGACAUCCCGCCGCAGUACGGCCCGGGCUUCUCCGUCGACGAGGCGCGAGAGGCCGCUGCCGCCAUUGACGGCCGCGGCGGCAGCUGGUCGCUGCCGCUCGACUUGCAAGGGUCGGCGUUCGAGCCGCUGGCGCCGCUGCAGGCGGCGUUGGGCGACGCCGCGGCGCGGCACGAGGCCGCCUUUGAGCUCGUUGCCAACCACGCCGCCGUCGUGCGCUUUGCGGCGCGCGGUACCGGCGCGCCCGGCCGGAAGCGCUUCCAGGCGCCGCUCGCCGAUCCGUACGCCACGCCCAACGAGCAGGCCGUCGCCGCGGUGGACGUGUGCCUUCGCCACGUGGCCGCCGCGCUCAUCAGCGGCGCCGAGGAGACGGCGGCCGCGGCCGAGGCCGACCUGGCGGCUGUCAAGGGCGCCGACGGCGGGCGGGCCCUCUCGGCGUGCCUCAUCUACCUGCGCGACCGCAUCGGCGUGCCGCGCGACAUGAGCCAGCCGGCGGCCAUGAACCUGCGGGCGCACCUCAACGCGCUCAUUGCGCUCUGCUGAGCCCGCGCGAGUGCAGUGAUAGCAACUGGAUCAGCCUCGCGGGCCAGUCUGCGAUGUGAGAUGCGCACGAGGCGAUACCCGGGUGACACGGCCACCUGCUUUGGCCUACGUUACCUCGCGCAGGCGGCAUGCUACAACCGGCUGACUCACGCGUCCUGGCAGUGGCCAGGGCGCUGGGUUAGUGUAGAAAUUCUGUUCACCGUGGUAAAAUUCUUCGCAUGUUGUGUGA